AUGAACAGUUUGAGAGGGAAUGCAAGAGGUGGUGCGAGGGGAAGUGUGAGAGGCAAUACGAGGGGUAGCCUAAGGGGCGGCGUCAGAGGAAACGCAAGGAGCAGUCAAGUUAAUAUGUACAACGAUAUGAACGAAGGAAAUAGCGACUACGAUCGAGGGGUAACUAUGCACACCCUUGAUCCUUUGACUAGUACCACUUACCAAUCAAACAACACCAGUAGCGCAAAUGCGGCUACUAGCAUUUCAAAUGACGCAAGCACCGCUAGUAAUCACAUGAUGGGUUCUCUAAGGAACAACGUCUACAGUAACAGUAAUACCAGUGGAGGUAGUCCGAACGGUAGCGGUCUCUCCACUGAUAAGUCAAGUAACUUUUCCCAAUAUAAGGAUGGCUUCCUGGACAACACGGAGGCUAGCCAAAUGAAGAACAAAAAUUUUAACAAAAGAGUCGGAAAAAACUUAAAAGUGAAUGGUAUAAACCUUGGCGGAGUUGCCAACAAUCCCGUUAACGCUAAUAAGAACGCAAAGGGAUAUAGAAAUCGUUUAAAUCCUUUUAGCAAAACUUCCAUGAAACAUGGGCAGAUUAACCAAAAUCCUGGGUGGGACGAUAGGGUCAAUGUUGGCACGAUUGGCGGGGAUGAUCGAGAAGAAGAGAAGGAAGUAGACAACCACGAGGUUCAGCAGCGACAAGGGUCCUCCCUCUAUGGCCGCAAUAACCAGCUCUCCCAUAUUGCGCAACAAAAUGUGCAAAACCAGUAUGGCAUACGGAGUGAGUUUUACCAUUCAAAUGACAAUGCGGAAAAUGAAGAGGGAGGGAACAUGUCUGCUCCAAAUGAAGACUUCUAUGGUGACACGCUAGGAGAUGGGUUCCAUGACGAUGCCCAAGAAAGAAGAAACCAAGGGGUACAUAAACCGCACUCCAGAAAUUUAUACGAAAGUAGAAAAUUAGGAAAGAACAAUUUGUUUGUCAACGUAGGCAUUGAUGGUGAAGACAAUGAUGUGGUGAAUCAUCUGGGGGAUGCUAGGGAUCUGGAUGCUGGAGAACCCAACAGGGCGAAUAACAAUCCACUUUUGAGUUUAUCGAGCGGUGAAGAAAUGGAAAAUAUGAACAACCAAAAUAUGGUGAUAGACAAAGUACACCAAAAUAGCAACAUACACAUGACCAGAAACGACAAAAAUAAUGGCACCAUGAACUAUACCAAUGUCGGGAAAAAAAGAAAAAAUGUAAAGUUCGAUAACAGCACGUUUCAAAAGCAGAAACAAAAAAAAAAUUAUUAUAAGACAUUUAACGAUUCUUUAAAAAGGUAUAACAAUAACUCGCUAAAAAUUAUGAAUGCAGGUAUAAAAAAGGGAGGCAAUUCGUCCUUUUAUGGAAUUCCGGAAGAUGAAAAAGGGCUCCUGGAUAUUAACAUCCGUGUGAAUACACUUGCCGAUCAGGUGCAGUCCCAUGGCAAUGACGGCGAUGUAAUGGACACCGAAAAUAAAAGCAACAUUUCACCAAAUAACACCGCACCAAAUAACAGUGCACCGAGCGCUACCGCCGGGGGAACUAAGACGGUCAGCCGAAACAACCACUUCAGUAACUUCUAUCCAAGCAUGAAGAAAAAACCGUUUAACAACAUGACCUUCUCGCUUAACAAGUAUCUGAACUCUUAUGUAAACUUUGACCGGAUUAAAAACAAAAGAAUGAACAAUGAAAAGGUAAUAAACAAAAGAAGCAGCACAGUUACAGCGGCGAUGGGCGCUAGGAAUGAUGCGGAUAUGUGUGAUAGCACCUUGGUUAACCCGGGACAGAAUUUUGAUGAUCGAAACACCUCAGAUCAGAAUGGGAAUGAAUCCUUUACUACUUACAAAGCUGGGUCCAGCGAAUUCGCCCAGAUGGGAAACCCCAACGGGGGGAACCUCUCCGAAUUGAAUGCCCUCGCCAAGAACCUCAACUUGGAGCUACUAAAAAAUUUGAGAAACAGCCUACAAAAUGAGAUGAGCCGGAAUGGAGGCAAUAAGGAUAACUCCAAGGUUAAGAGCAACUGUCCAAGUUAUAUCGAGUGCCUCAGCGAGGUGUCUGAAAUUAGUGAUGAAGAAGGGGGAGAUGAAAGUGAUAAGGAGAGGGAUGACAGUGCCCAAUUGGGAAGGGAUAAAAACACCUUUACCCAGUGGACUAAUAACAUGGCCGAAGCGGAAUCGGCAAGGGGGAUGGGUGAGGCCAACGGAACCUCUGCUUCACACGCUGCUAACAGAGGGGUAACACAUGGGUAUGCCUUAAACCAGGGUCCUUAUGGCAAGACGGACCUAAUACAGAGUCUAUAUAGCCUGUACAACAAUGAUAAGGGAGCGGAUGCAAAUUCAAAUGUGAAGGAAGAAAUUAGUGCUGAACAACCAGGUGGGAAAUCAUUUCAAGGUGGAGUUGAAUCGAGCGAUAAUUAUCACCACUAUGGGGAUAAUCAUUCUGUCGAACAAACGGAGAGUACAACAGGCAAAAAAGGAACCUCAUUUGGAAGCCCCAAUAAUGUCGAAAUGAACGAAUUGGGAGAAGAAAACGAAGAAGAGGAAGAAGAAACGGAACCGUUUGAACAAAUGAGAAACGAAGAUUUGUUUAUUAACUCAUAUAUGCCAUAUCCUCCAGAAAAAUACAGUAGUAUGUACGAGCUGCACGAAAUAAAAAUUUUAUCUCCUCAUAUAUUAAAGACAAAAUUUCAGAAAGAUGGAAAAAGCAGUUAUCAUUCUUCCCUAAAGGAUGGGAAGCUAAUUCUGCUACUUGACCUCGAUAACACAUUACUACAAGCUACAUCCUUUGCAAAAUUUAACAUGGAAUUACCUUUAGAAAAUUUUGUUGAUGAAAAUGGAGAACCCGAAUUGUAUAAAUUCUUCCUACCGUAUUAUAACUUUUUUUAUUACUUAAAAUUUAGACCCUAUGUACGUCAGUUUUUGCAAAUUCUAUCCCUGUACUAUGAGCUCUCCAUUUAUACCAAUGCGACUAGAGAGUAUGCAGAUGUAGUUAUCGCUAUUUUGGACCCGGAUAGAACCUUGUUUGCUGAUAGAAUAGUUGCUAGAUGUAAUUCUGCUGAUAGGGAGGAAAAUAAAAAUUUUUCCAAAAUAUAUCCUAAUGUAGACUCCAAGUAUGUUAUUGCUUUUGAUGAUCGAAAAGAUGUUUGGACAGACAUUCCCCACUCAAAUAUUCUAAAAGCAGAACAUUAUAAUUUUUUCGAACUAAGUAAAUAUGAUAUAAUUUCUCAUUUUAAAGAACCCAGUACAUGUAAGAAAAGGUUCGUUGAUAUGGAUAUGCAUCUCCAUUUCAUGACUAAAGUUCUCCUCAAAUUACAUAAACAUUUUUUCGAAAGACCACUGGAGGUAAAUGUUGGAAAACUCAUGGAUGAAAUUAUGUUAAGUACAUUAAGCAAUGUUGGAGUAUAUUUUACAGGCUUUAGAAAAAACUCCAAAAAUUCGCAGCAUGUACUUUCAUCAGAUUGUGAAGAUAGGCAAAAAGAAAUAGCCUUGGAAUUAGGUGCAAAAAUUUAUACAAACUAUGACAUGCCUGGGGUUACACAUAUUAUUGCAGCUAAAAAUUGCACUGAUAAUUUAAUAAAAUCAAAGAAUGCCAAUUAUAAUCAUAUACAGAAAGUCCACACUCUGUGGCUUUACCAUUGUAGGGGUACUUUGCAAAGUGGAGACUCUGCCUUUUUUGAUGCCGAUGAGUUGUGUAAAAUUUACAAUAACAAACCGCCUCUGCACCCUAAAAAGGAUCACUGGUUUUUUGGAAAUAAAGACGAAAUGAGAAAGCAAGAUGAUAAUAGUGAAUGCAUAAAAAUAGAAAAUCUUAAAUCUAGAAUUUUUUUGGGUACAGGUGAAUAUACGAACGAUGCAGUUAUAUGCUCGCCGCUCGAACAGAUCAACAUUAAGUGGAUUGAAAAGGAAGUCAAGUUAAGGCAAAUUUAUGAUACACCUGGUGGUGCUACUUCUUCUUCCCCUGUUGGGGCAACAACAGAUGCACAACAGCGCGACAAGGACGCAAUGCGCGAGAGGACCCCGCACAGUGAAAUGAGUCCCCUUGGAGAACACAUGGACGAGGAUGACAAUUUUACCUAUGAAAAUGGCAACGUGGAGGAGGAAGAAGAUGAAGAAGAAGAAGAGAUAGAGGAAGCACAAGGCGAAGACAUUAACUUGGGUACCAGCUAG
Plasmodium knowlesi strain H is the source of this 4170-nucleotide messenger RNA. Its product is annotated as NLI interacting factor-like phosphatase, putative. The record is from RefSeq and is a predicted model, not a curated record. Gene Ontology annotation, molecular function: RNA polymerase II CTD heptapeptide repeat phosphatase activity. The coding region runs from base 1 to 4170 and encodes 1389 amino acids. The transcript has a single exon. NCBI's taxonomy places the organism in Eukaryota, Apicomplexa, Aconoidasida, Haemosporida, Plasmodiidae.